Molecule: messenger RNA, 504 nt
Organism: Myodes glareolus (Bank vole)
Lineage: Eukaryota; Metazoa; Chordata; Mammalia; Rodentia; Cricetidae
Source: RefSeq, a predicted model, not a curated record
AUGCUCCGUGGGAGUCCCACCAGCUCAGCUUUUCCUCACACUGUCCCAGCCACUUCUACCGCAGCAGACAAGAUUGAGCUGAAGUUUGAUGGACAUGUCAUCACAGCAGAUGAGUACCUGGAGAAAGCCCUGAAGCUGAUUCCAGGUAUCACUGCAUCAGGGAAGUUUCAACAGGGACUUAUAUUUUCUCUUCUUGGGUCCCCAGGCAAAAGAGGUUCUCAAAGCUUCCUACAGUCACAGCAUACUAUAGAGAACUCCAUCCUGCCAUCAGACAAAGCCCUUACAGAUGGACAGAAGGCCAUAGCAGCUGAGAGGAUAAAGAAGGAGGUGGCUGAGAAAAAACAAGAGCUGCUGAGACAGAAGGAGGAGGAGCAAGAGCAAGUGAUGGAAGCUCAAGAGAGAAGCUUCCGAGAAAACAUUGCUAAACUUCAAGAGAAGAUGGAGAAGGAAAGGGAGACUCUUCUGAGAGAAUAGGAGAGGAUGUUGGAGCACAAGCUGAAGGUG